CAAGACGCGGCGUGACGGCGACGCUUCCUUCAACACUUCCGUUCGCUAACGGCGAAGGAUCGAGGGCGGUGGAGGAGGGCAUAUUCGUUAUUUUCUCGCCAAUCGAUCCAGGCCCUUUUCUUCUAUAGACGCUCGUGAUAGCAAUUCUUCUUCUCUCGACGCGAAAACCCUUUUCUGUUCGAUCACUCACGCCGAAAGAGAGAGAUGGGGCUGAUUUCUAACAGAGUGGACAAGAAGAACCUCAAACCCGGAGAUCACAUCUACUCCUGGAGGGCCGCCUAUAUCUACGCCCAUCAUGGCAUCUAUGUUGGAGAUGAUAAAGUCAUCCAUUUUACAAGACGGGGCCAGGAAGUAGGAACGGGAACUGUGCUGGAUGUCCUUGUGACGAGCUCGGUACCGGCCCGAGCUCAAGUACCCUGCUCCACCUGUAACCCACCGGAAGAGGGUCAUCAUGGGGUUAUAUCCUCAUGCCUGAACUGUUUCCUCGCCGGAGGUGUUCUCUACUGUUUCGAGUAUGCUGUCCCACCCGCUCUCUUUCUUGCAAAAGCGCGUGGUGGAACUUGCACUCUUGCUGCUUCAGAUCCAGACGACAUUGUGGUCCAUCGCGCAAAGCACCUUCUUAACAAUGGCUUUGGAUGUUAUAACGUAUUCAAGAACAACUGUGAAGACUUUGCCAUCUACUGCAAGACAGGGUUACUUGUUCUGGAUCAAAGUACAAUGGGGCAGAGUGGGCAAGCUGUUUCAUUCGUGGGUGGGCCGAUUGCAGCUGUUUUGUCUACUCCAUUAACGCUUAUCACCACAAAUGCCUAUGGGAUGGCCGCUACAGCAUUUGGAGUCUACUGUGCAAGCCGGUAUGCUGCGGACAUUGGCAUGAGAAGAGAUGUGGCUAAGGUCUCUGUCGAGGACUUGACAACAAGGCUAGCAGCAGGUGCACUACAGAUUACAGAACCGAAUCUCCCGGCUUUGCUACCUCAUGCCCGGUAGACUGGCUGCUGUAUUGCAUCAUAACUAUUAUGUGUUUGCGUUAUUUAAUACCAGGAUGGGUAUAUAGUAUUGGCACCCUCCAAUAUGAUAAGAGACUGAAAUGAGAUUUGGAAUGUUAUAGUUCUAUUAAGUUUGUGCGAGGGGAUUGCUUUCA
Messenger RNA from Diospyros lotus (date-plum), 1138 nucleotides. Its product is annotated as protein LEAD-SENSITIVE 1-like. The transcript has 3 exons. Bases 205 to 984 code for a protein of 259 amino acids. The record is from RefSeq and is a predicted model, not a curated record. Lineage: Eukaryota; Viridiplantae; Streptophyta; Magnoliopsida; Ericales; Ebenaceae.